This is a messenger RNA of Hordeum vulgare subsp. vulgare (domesticated barley), 1222 nucleotides long. RefSeq names its product endonuclease 4-like. Lineage: Eukaryota; Viridiplantae; Streptophyta; Magnoliopsida; Poales; Poaceae. The transcript is spliced from 8 exons. The record is from RefSeq and is a predicted model, not a curated record. The coding region runs from base 77 to 943 and encodes 288 amino acids. Gene Ontology annotation, molecular function: endonuclease activity; nucleic acid binding. Gene Ontology annotation, biological process: DNA catabolic process.
AGUACACACGUUAGAUGAGACAAGAAGGAAAGCAACACAAGAGAGAAAUAGAGAGCCAAGCUUGAGCUAAGCUAGGAUGGGGUUGCUCCUGCUGCUUCAGGUCCUCCUGGUGGCCGCGGCGGCGAGGGCCCCGGCGGCGCAGGCGUGGGGCAAGGAGGGACACUACAUGACCUGCAAGAUCGCCGACGGUUUCCUGACGAGCGAGGCGUUGACGGGGGUGAAGGCGCUCCUCCCGUCGUGGGCCAACGGCGAGCUCGCGGAGGUGUGCUCGUGGGCGGACAGCCAGCGCUUCCGGUACCGGUGGUCCCGCUCCCUGCACUUCGCCGACACCCCCGGCGACUGCAAGUUCAGCUACGCCAGGGACUGCCACGACACCAAGGGGAACAAGAACGUGUGCGUGGUCGGGGCCAUCAACAACUACACCGCCGCGCUCCAGGACUCGUCCAGCCCAUUUGACCCGACGGAGAGCCUGAUGUUCCUGGCGCACUUCGUGGGCGACGUGCACCAGCCGAUGCACUGCGGCCACGUCGACGACCUCGGCGGCAACACCAUCAAACUCCGAUGGUACAGGAGGAAGAGCAACCUGCACCACGUGUGGGACUCGGACGUGAUCACGCAGGCCAUGAAGGACUUCUUCGACAAGGACCAGGACGCCAUGAUCGAGUCCAUCCAGCGCAACAUCACCGACGACUGGUCCAGUGAGGAGAAGCAGUGGGAGGCGUGCCGCAGCAAAACCACGACCUGCGCUGAGAAGUACGCCCAGGAGAGCGCGGUGCUGGCAUGCGACGCGUACGAGGGCGUCGAGCAGGACGACACCCUAGGAGAUGAGUACUACUUCAAGGCGCUGCCGGUCGUUCAGAAGAGGCUCGCUCAGGGGGGCGUGAGGCUGGCGGCGAUCCUCAACAGGAUCUUCAGCGGGAACGGCAGGCUGCAGAGCAUCUGAUCGAUAGAAUUUCGUCGAAAUAAAGGGAGAACAAUGUAUAAUAAGAUCAUCCUGUCUGACCAACGUUGUAGCUUCGCCAAAAUCACCUAAUUCGAGAUUAGAUUUGUUAUCCAUCCACCAAAACGGCUUUAGAUUCGCUGCUGCAGGAAACCUUUGUAUCUACACGUACUGCCGCAGCAAAUCAUUGUACCUAUAUGUACGUACGUGUAAGGCGAUGUAUUGUUGAUUGACACAAUUGUGUCAUUUUCAUUUCCACUAGACGAUAGCGAUCUACUUUCA